This is a messenger RNA of Plasmodium vivax (malaria parasite P. vivax), 1665 nucleotides long. RefSeq lists its product as hypothetical. Lineage: Eukaryota; Apicomplexa; Aconoidasida; Haemosporida; Plasmodiidae. The transcript has a single exon. The record is from RefSeq and is a predicted model, not a curated record. Bases 1 to 1665 code for a protein of 554 amino acids.
AUGAUUAAAAGCGGGUGUGGAAAUCAAAACGGGAAGAACGCAGUUGGGUACCUCAUCCUCGUGCUAACCUACGUGCUUGUAUCUGCGCUGUUAUCAUUAUACUGCCUAGUCAGGAGGGCAAAGGGGGAGUUGCAAAGGUGUCGCCCCAUAAUCUGGCAGCUGUGCCGAUCGAAAUUUUGGCAGCUGUGCCGACCGAAAACCUGGCAGCUGUGCCGACCGAAUACACUUCUUAAGAAAGCGAUCAACAGAGUGUUCACCUCAUGCAAGUGGUCCGAUCGGAAGAGGCCCUACACCUGUGCGGAUAUCCUCCAAGGAGUUGCCAACCUUCUUAAGCAACGCAGAUGGACCGCAUCCGAUGCAAAAGAAGGAAGCGCCAAAACGCCAAAGCAUGUUUAUAUCGUUUUAAAAACGAGCGACGUUAUUAUACUCCUGGGGGAGAACAAACUUUCGCCCUACCUGGUGAACAUUGCUGUGUGUCUGUACGAGCACAAGGUGGCACAUGUGAGCAUCUACGUGGCUGAUUACCUUUUCGACUCUGUCUUUUUUGAUGGCUUAACGCGUGGGUUGCACGGGCAAGGGUUCUUGAUGAGCGCCUCCCCAGGGGGGGCACACGAAUUCACCGUAUCGAAGCCCUCCCCACAGCAGACGCCCCACACGCUCCACCUAAAGUUCGCGAACAAAGCGAACGCGCACAACAAGCUCAUCGACGCAGCGGAAGGAAGCAACAUCACCUCAGAAGGGGGAGUAUUAACGGGCGCACGCUGCCACCCCGUGUGCAAUAAAACUGUGGAGGGAUUAAUAAAAGCAAUUUUGGAUUUUAGCAAAAGAAGCUUCUUAGCAGAAAAGGGGAAAACACUCCAGUGUGUUUGCUACGUUGUGUUUCUUCUCCUCACCGAGGUGAAACAAAUGAGCAUUACCCAUUUGAAGCGAGUCCUCCCAUCCUUGCACAAGAAGGUAGAGUGGUUCGCGACGCACAUUGUAGAAUGCGCCCAUCAUUUUUUUACACCUUUGGGGGGGUUGUACUCUCCAGUGGGCACAGGCCAAAGCAGCCUUUGGGGAAAUACCCCAUCACAGGAGAAGGGAGAAAACAUGCCCCGUGUUAAUUGUGCCGUGGAAGAAGUACAGAGGGAUAACCUCCAUGGCAGCGAAAAAAAAGAACCCAAAGGAGAUACCAAAAUAACACUUGUCCUUUUGAAUGAGAUUUUCAAAAACUCUAUUGUGAAGGACCAACAGGCAAUAGACACCUUAAAGCAGUUAGUACAGAACAACAUCCCUCUGUAUGUGCAACCCGUUUGCAAUGACAUUUUUGGGGCUUCUUUUAAGGGCACCCAAGUCGACGUGGUUCUCUCCUUAAGAAUGGGACUCGCUGAUUAUUUGGCUUAUGCCCUCGCGCGCUACCGGAAUGGGGGGGGCUUUCCACAGAACCCCUCACUGGAGCACCUCCCACAUGGGAACCCCCCACCGGAGCACCUCCUGCACUUUUUGAAGGACUAUUUGAGUUCCCUUUUUUUUUUGUACAACAUUAUUCACCCCUUUGAGAAGGACGGGAUCCAGCCUUGGGUUUUGUCCAGCGCGGAGGUUUAUGAGUUUUUCGACUACGGCGUUGCGUCCGUGCGGCAGGCGCUGGCAUACUACGCCCGUUCCCUGCAGCGCCACGGCUGCUGA